This is a messenger RNA of Rosa chinensis, 1123 nucleotides long. Its product is annotated as (+)-neomenthol dehydrogenase. Bases 94 to 975 code for a protein of 293 amino acids. NCBI's taxonomy places the organism in Eukaryota, Viridiplantae, Streptophyta, Magnoliopsida, Rosales, Rosaceae. Gene Ontology annotation, cellular component: membrane. Gene Ontology annotation, molecular function: oxidoreductase activity, acting on the CH-OH group of donors, NAD or NADP as acceptor. The transcript has 3 exons. The record is from RefSeq and is a predicted model, not a curated record.
AACUCAAACCCAUGGCCUAUAAAUCUGAAAUCCCAAAAUGUAAUCUCAAAUCUCAAAACACACAAGCAGACUUCCGACUACAUCUUGUAAAGAAUGGCAGAAGCAACAAAGAGGUAUGCAGUUGUUACAGGAUCAAACAAAGGAAUUGGAUUCGAAACUGUAAGGCAGUUGGUCUUAAAUGGAAUCACUGUGGUCUUAACUGCUAGAGAUGAGAAGAGGGGACUUGAAGCUGUUGAGAAACUGAAAAAGUCUGGCCUCUCAGGCCAAGUGAUUUUCCACCAACUUGAUGUGGCUGACCCUGCUAGUAUUGCUGCUUUGGCACAAUUCAUCAAAACCCAGUUCGGGAAGCUCGAUAUCUUGGUGAACAAUGCAGGGAUUGGUGGAUCCAUAAUUGAUGCUGAUGGUGCUAAAGCUGCAGUUGCAGCUGGAGGACAAAUUGAUUGGCAAAAACUGGUAACAGAAACUUAUGAAUUAACAGAAGAAUGCUUGCAAAUCAAUUAUUAUGGAGCUAAAAGAACAUCCGAAGCACUUAUUCCACUCCUUGAGCUAUCUGAUUCACCAAGAAUUGUCAAUGUUUCAUCCUCUAUGGGAAAGUUAAAGUACAUGCCAAGUGAUAGGGUUAAAGAAAUUUUUACUGAUGUAGAGAACCUGAGGGAAGAGAGUGUAGAUGAAGUAUUGACAGAGUUUCUUAAGGACUACAAGGAGGGUUCACUUGAAAGCAAGGGCUGGCCUUCUUCUAUGUCAGGCUAUACAGUUGCCAAAACAGCACUAAAUGCAUAUACAAGGAUUCUAGCCAAGAAGUACCCUGGUUUUCGUGUCAACUGUGUCUGCCCCGGCUACAAAACAGAUUUGAACUUCAAUGCCGGUGUCGUGCCUGUUGAAGAAGGUGCUGCAAAUUCUGUGAGGUUAGCACUGCUGCCCAGUGAUGGCCCUUCUGGCAAAUUCUUUGUUCGGUCUGAAGUUAGCAUAUACUGAUGUCGUAGGAGAAGAUUGUUUCAUGCAAAUGAAUGUCACUUGUCACGAGCACCAUUUUUUUUAAAUGCUAAUGAAUCACUGAUGUAAUAAGUAUGUUGUAACAUACAUUAGACUAUUGAGAUCUCAAAGCAUUAUUUCUCUUUUUCUA